CAACGCAUCCCUUGCAAUACAUCACCAUUAACCAAGCCCCUUUGCUGAUUACUUGGCUCCCCACCUACAGCGCCAGAUAUCCGGUCAUGACGAUCUCGCAGCCCAGCACGCUCAAAUUGACCUACUUUGAUUUCACGGAUCAUGUCGAAGCCACCCGUCUCUCGCUCCAUGUUGCAGGCAUCGAGUUUGAAGACGAGCGUAUCAGUCGAGAGCAGUUCCUUGCCAUCAAGCACACACUUCCUUUCGCUCAGCUUCCCGUUUUGACCGUCGACGGCAAGUUUAUGUUUGCCCAGUCCAAACCGAUUCUGCGCUACGCUGGUACCAUUGGAGGGCUCUACCCGGGCACCACCGAUAUCCUCACCUCUCUCCUCAUCGAUCAAAUCGUCGAGGAAAUGGGCGAUUUCUGGAUUAAACUCGUUCCCAGUUUUAGCGAGCCAGAUGAAGCCAAGAAGCUCAAGAUUGUCCAGAAAGUCUCCGCCGAGGAUUACCCAUCGAUGCUCUCUGCCCUCGAUCGGUUUCUUGCACAGCACGGAGACGGGUUUGCGGUCGGCGACAAGCUCACCAUUGCGGACCUGGCGGUGUACUGCUACUUCAACUUGAUUGUUGGACCCCGCGCUGCCGUCAAGGGCAUCCCGAACGAUCUGCUCGUGCCCUAUAGCAAUAUUUCCAAAGUCUAUAAGGCAGUUCAGACCCAUCCACUCGUUAUGGAAUGGGAGUCAAAGUUUGCCUCCGACAAGUAGCACGAAGGUGGUCCCAAGUUGUCGGCAGGACUUGACCAUCUUUCGAAUUGAAUGCUCGUUAUCUGCAGAGUCUCGGCAGAGUUGGAUCGAGGGGAUUUCCACACUGAAUGAUGUAUCGAGUGCAAAGCGUAGAGAGUGUAUUGACGACAAUAAAUCAUCCGCAAACAGCGUGUGUUUUAGCGGCGU
Polychytrium aggregatum is the source of this 926-nucleotide messenger RNA. RefSeq lists its product as uncharacterized. Lineage: Eukaryota; Fungi; Chytridiomycota; Chytridiomycetes; Polychytriales. Gene Ontology annotation, molecular function: glutathione transferase activity. Bases 87 to 740 code for a protein of 217 amino acids. The record is from RefSeq and is a predicted model, not a curated record. The transcript has a single exon. Gene Ontology annotation, biological process: glutathione metabolic process.